Dimorphilus gyrociliatus is the source of this 1495-nucleotide messenger RNA. The record is from the annotation of a GenBank genome assembly. NCBI's taxonomy places the organism in Eukaryota, Metazoa, Annelida, Polychaeta, Dinophilidae.
ACUCUUUCAGUAACAACUGGUUCAGCCGCUAGAGGUGAAGUUUCAGUUCACCAAACUACUAAUCUUAUCAUAAGUUCUCUUGCAAUACAGUAUUUUAUUUCAAAGCUAAAUUAAUAAGAUAAUGGUCAUUCCAGGCUCUUGGAGAGAUUGUCAAGCUUGGAAAGCUGACGGAAUUGAGCUAUCAACAACCAAUAAUGAAACUGCAAAACUGUACGAUGCAGCCCUCCAUCAAAUAAUGAGUUUAACAAAUGAUCCAAGUUUAGGAGGCCUCCCAUCAACUAUACAAAGAAUGGUGGAAACAGAUCCUAAUUUCCUAAUGGGUCAAUUAUUUAAAGAAAUGUCUUCGAUUGAUGUUGUAACACCCGGUGAGGAGACGAUUCAAAAUCUAGAACGACUACGAGUCAUUGCUCAAUCUAAUCGAGUUGCAAGCUGGGAAAAAUUAUGCUUUGAGGCUGUUGAACACCAAAUUUAUGGGAGGCAGCUAGAGGCAUCCAGAAUUUACGAACGAAACUCUAUGCUGAAUCCGAACGAAAUAUUUUCCAUCAGCCGCUUAUUCGUCUUAAACAUUAAUACUGGAUAUAGUGAACAAAUGAAAAAUUCCCUUGGCUAUGCAGUUAAUGCGUAUAGCGAAAAAAAACCGCUGUAUAACUAUCUAUUAGGCAGGUACGGAUUUGCCUUAAAUGAAUGUAAUAAGAAUUCAGAAGGAGAGAAAUGGGCAAGAAAAGGAUUAGAUUUAAACAACGGUCGAGAUCCAUGGGCAACCCAUGCUGUAUCCCACGUCCUAUUAGAUUCCUCAAGAUCGGCCGAAGGUAUUCAUUUUCUUCGUAGUACAGAAGCAGAUUGGCGUAAAGGGGACAUGUUUUUGGGACACAACGCCUGGCACUUAGGUAUUUUUUACGUUGAAAGAGGAAUGUACGAAGAAGCUUUGGAAUUGUUUAAUGAUACGAUUUGUAUAGAAGCUUGUAAAAAUGAAGCCAUGUUAUUUCUGAACGACGCAGCUUCCCUCCUAUUUAGGUUAAAAAUGGAAGGGUUAAAUGUUAAAGAAGAAACUAUAAAAAUAUGCGAAGUAUUUAAACAACACGCUUUUAAACAUACCAGUAUGUUUGAUGAUGCUCAUCUAUUGCUAACUUGUGGUUCAGAUAAGGAGUUUUGCAAUCAAAUACUUGACAGUGUGGAGAAUUUCAUACAAGGAAAUUCGGGAAAGUAUCAGCAAGUAGUUGCUAGAGAAGUUGGAACGCAUAUUUUAAAAGCUAUUGUUGAAUAUGAAAAUGAAGAAUAUGAUAAAGUAGUCGAACUCCUCCUUCCUGUUCGCUAUGAGAUUUGGAUGUGUGGUGGAAGUAAUGCUCAGCGAGAUAUCUUUCACUUAAUUCUCUUAUCGGCUGCUUCCAAAUCAAUAUCUUAUCAGGACCUUGCUAGGUCUUUGCUCGUUGAAAGGACGAGCAACAAACAGACAUUGGAACUAAACGGAAGAUGGCUUCAACGUUUAAGUUUAUGA